GAUGCAAUCAUUUGCGACAACUCUGACGACGUUGAGAUUCUCCUUCGGCAGGGCGUUAGUUCCUUUUUUUUGUUACUACAAGCUUUUUUUCCCACACUGCAGAUUGAUCUCAACCAGGUCGUGAACAGAGACGGUGAUUCCCUCCUUCUGCAGGCCGCCAUGCAUGGCUCCGAUCGGUCACUGCGCAUCAUCCUCAUUUAUGGUGGGGCAGUUAAUUCCGCUGACAGAUAUGGUAACACAGCGCUCCACUGGGCAGCAGUUACAGGCAAUAUGAAUUGCGUCCACUACCUUCUGGACUAUGGAAUCGACUUGGAUACAUUCAAUUGCACCAAUGUCACGCCCCUCAUGUUGGCCCUCUCCUUCGGGCACAUUGAAGUCGCGAAUCAUCUGCUCUAUCACGGAGCCUCCACAACACCAGAAUUAAACAACUAUGACGAAUCAGCCCUCACAUUUGCAUUAAAUACGAAUAACAAUGCCAUAGUGGAGCUCAUUUUGGCUGCGGAGGUUCCUCCAGAACAUCGGAUUAGGGAGUUGUACGUUUCUCUCGGACAGGCUGCGUUUAGUGGAUGCAUGGCCACGGUUCAACUCUUGUUAUCUCAUGGCGCACCUGUAGACUUCUCAAACGCCUUAAUUGAAAGUCCUCUUCACGCAGCUAUUCGUGGCGACAACGAGGAAAUUGUCGAAUUCCUUCUUUCUAAGGGGGCAAAUAUUAACGCUCUUAACCCCGACGGCUACACACCACUUAUGGAGGCUACGAGGAGACGCAAUGUGAAUGCUGUCUAUGCUCUCAUAAAUGCGGGAGCUGACAUAAUGGCCCUGAAUGAUGCGAAUGGAAAGACAGCUUACACUCUGGCCGAAGAAGGGAAAUACUUUGAAAUCUCCGAUAUGCUACUAGAAGCUUUAAACUGUCGAUAUUUGUAG
Molecule: messenger RNA, 921 nt
Organism: Hydatigera taeniaeformis
Lineage: Eukaryota; Metazoa; Platyhelminthes; Cestoda; Cyclophyllidea; Taeniidae
Source: the annotation of a GenBank genome assembly